AUAUGUGAUGGGCAAUUUAGCUAAAAACUAGCCAGUUUGCUGACAAACAUUCCCCAGUGUUUGUUUUCCGACGUGUAAACUAAACUAACAUGCUAGGCUGACUCACUCGGCUAACGUUAGCUAUCUUAACUAACGUUGUCGUAAAAUGUCUUCUUACGGUGAAAGUCCCUGGCUUGUUUACAUUUUGGUUUAUAAUCUGGAUCUUGGGUGUAUAUGCCUACUACGAAGGGUGCUGAACGUACCCAGAGUUUCUUUUCGUCAACGGACUUCACAAGACCGAAGCACGCUGACUCAGAGCAUACUCAGAGGAAGGCUCCUGAAGCAGGUGGGCCGGGCGGCUUUGAGCGCGGAGGAGAGCCGGCUGAUGAAGCGCAUUGUGGAGGAGGAGCUCCUAAAUAUGCAGGACAGCGACGACGAACCUCUCAUCAGGAAGAUCUCACCCCCGUCCUCCAACGGCAAUAAACGGAAGAGAGGGGUGGAAGACGAAGAUGAGGAGAAUGAAGGGAGGAGCCUGGAUGAGUUGGCAAGGAGGAAGAAGUCCCGUCUCCAGACGAGCCCUCCAGAUUCGCCAGAUUCCGGGAUUGAAAGAGUGGGACAGGAGGACAACCUGAAGGAGGGGGACGUCGGAGAAGAGGACAGGAGCGAGGGUCGGGAGGACCUGGAGAGCGGGGAAGACGAAAAGAGAACAUCCCAGAAGAUGGCGGCAAAACACAGAGGGAGAGGCCAAGGUCCGAGCGGGAGGAAGAGGUCGAAGGUCAUGUCUGAGGGCGAGGAGGAGCCGGAGAGCCACCCAAAGGCCGGGGUACGAGAUAAGGAGGGAUCACACAUGGACAGCGAGGAAGAUGAGGGCCGUAAAGAGAUGAAGAAGAAAAAAAACGGUUCUAGGGGUGGACAGAAGAAAGCAGCACAAUCGGACAGCGAGGAAGAUGAGGACAGGGUAAAGAUGAAGAAGCAAACGGCACCUUCUAGAAGGAGACCGAAGAAGGAAGCAGCUGAGUCCGACAGCGAGGAAGAUGAGGACAGGGUAGAGAUGAAGAAGCAAACUCCAGCUUCUAGACGGGGACAGAAGAAGAAAGCAGCUGAGUCCGACAGCGAGGAAGAUGAGGACAGGGUAGAGUCGAAGAAGCAAACAGCCGCUUCUAGAGGGAGACUGAAGAAGAAAUCAGCUGAGUCCGACAGCGAGGAAGAUGAGGACAAGGUAGAGAAGAAGAAGCAAACGCCAGCUUCUAGCCGGGGACAGAAGAAGAAAACAGCUGAGUCCGACAGCGAGGAAGAUGACGACAAGGUAGAGACGAAGAAGCAAACAGCCGCUUCUGGAGGGAGUCUGAAGAAGAAAUCAGCUGAGUCCGACAGCGAGGAAGAUGAGGACAAGGUAGAGAAGAAGAAGCAAACGCCAGCUUCUAGCCGGGGACAGAAGAAGAAAACAGCUGAGUCCGACAGCGAGGAAGAUGAGGACAAGGUAGAGAAGAAGAAGCAAACGCCAGCUUCUAGCCGGGGACAGAAGAAGAAAACAGCUGAGUCCGACAGCGAGGAAGAUGAGGACAGGGUAGAGACGAAGAAGCAAACUCCAGCUUCUAGACGGGGACAGAAGAAGAAAACAGCUGAGUCCGACAGCGAGGAAGAUGAGGACAGGGUCGAGAUGAAGAAGCAAACUCCAGCUUCUAGACGGGGACAGAAGAAGAAAACAGCUGAGUCCGACAGCGAGGAAGAUGAGGACAGGGUAGAGACGAAGAAGCAAACAGCCGCUUCUAGAGGGAGACUGAAGAAGAAAUCAGCUGAGUCCGACAGCGAGGAAGAUGAGGACAAGGUAGAAAUGAAGAAGAAAACGCCAGCUUCUAGACGGGGACAGAGGAAGAAAACAGCUGAGUCCGACAGCGAGGAAGAUGAGGACAGGGUAGAGAUGAAGAAGCAAACACCAGCUUCUAGAAGGAGACCAAAGAAGAAAGCAGCGGAGUCGGACAGCGAGGAAGAUGGGGACAGGGUAGAGAUGAAGAAGCAAACGCCAGCUUCUAGACGGGGACAGAAGAAGAAAGCAGCUGAGUCCGACAGCGAGGAAGAUGAGGACAGGGUAGAGACGAAAGGGAGGAAGUCCUGGGCUGAAGAGCCAGAGAGCAACUCGGAGAGUGAAGAGGAGCACAGAGCUGAGAGGAUGGGGACAAAUCCGGAUGAGGGACGGCCAGCCGAGAGAGGAAGAGCGGGGGCAAGGGAAACCGGCAGCUCCGAGAGCGACGGAGGGAUGAGGGGACCAAAACAAGAGCGAGGCCGACCUGGGAGCCAGGGAGGAGAGGGAGAGAAAAGAACGGGGGGAGAGAAUGGGGGUAGGCGAGAAGCGGCAGACUCGUCCUCGGAAGAGGAGAAGAGCGAGGGAGAAGAGACGAUGAAGGAAAAGAAGAAGAGUGAAGCUGGGAGCGACUCGGACUCGUCAUCUCUCCCAUCCCUUGAGGACGAGGAGGAACGUAAGACCAAGUCAGUGCAAGAGAAGAAGAUUAAGGGGAAAACGAAAGAAGGAAAGAGCGCUCCGAAAGACGGCAAGGAGGAAGAGAACAAGGCGGUGUCCCGGUUGAAGCAUUACAUCGCCCUCUGUGGCGUGAGGCGGAACUACAAGAAGCUGCUGGAAGGCUGUCGCUCCGUGAAGUCCAAGGUCGCGGUGCUGAAGAAGGAGCUGGAGGACCUGGGAGUCACAGGUCAGCCCUCCAUAGAGAAGUGUAAGAAGGCCAGGCUGAAGAGGGAGGAGGCUCAGGAGCUGGCAGAGCUGGAUGUGUCCAACAUCAUCAGCACACAAGGACGUCCUAAGCGAAGAGGAGCGUCGGUGUGGCCGCCCCCUAGACCGGUCUCCCCCCCUCCCUCUUCAUACAAGCACAAAGUGUCGUCCGAAUCGGACAGCGACGAAGACGAUUCGCGGAACGGGAGUGGCGGGACAAGGCCUGACUGGAGCAAGCUGAAGGGCAUCAUUAGCGACGACGCAGACAGCGACUGAGCUGCAGCACAGUCUGAGCGCAGUCGCAGCGACUGAGCCGCAGCACAGUCUGAGCACAGUCGCAGCGACUCAGCCGCAGAGCAGCCUGAGCACAGUCACAGCGACUGAACGGAUCUAUGAUGGCACGUUGACCGUUUUUACAUGUUAAUAUUCAAAUGUUCAGUAUUUGCAACCGUUUUUAUACUGUUUUAUGACUGGCUCUUAAGCAGCCACACUGUUGAUUCAUUUAAUAAAGAACUGAUUUGUGCAUGA
Molecule: messenger RNA, 3229 nt
Organism: Anguilla rostrata (American eel)
Lineage: Eukaryota; Metazoa; Chordata; Actinopteri; Anguilliformes; Anguillidae
Gene: hirip3
Product: HIRA interacting protein 3
Exons: 8
Coding region: 146-2977 (943 amino acids)
Cellular component (GO): nucleus
Source: RefSeq, a predicted model, not a curated record